UCGAGCGAGGGCGCCAUGGCGGCGGCGGCGGUGAUGGUGAGCUCGGCCAGCGCGCUGCUGGCGAUGCUGCAGGAGCCGGCGGCCGAGCUCAAGCUGCACGCGCUCUCCAACCUCAACUCCUUCGUCCACGUCUUCUGGCCCGAGAUCUCCACCAGCGUCCCAGCCAUUGAGAGUUUGUAUGAAGAUGAGGAGUUCGACCAAAGGCAGCUUGCAGCACUGGUUGUUUCUAAGGUGUUUUACUACUUGGGCGAGCUAAAUGAUUCUCUGUCAUAUGCACUUGGCGCUGGACCCCUAUUUGAUGUCUCAGAGGAUUCUGAUUAUGCUAAUACGCUUUUAGCACGAGCAUUAGAUGAAUAUGCCAGCAUCAGGUCUAAGGCUUCCAAAGCUACAGGGGAGGAAGAAAUGAUGGAUCCGAGAUUGGAAGUAAUUGUGGAGAGAAUGCUAGACAAGUGUAUUCUCGAUGGCAAAUACCAACAGGCUAUGGGUAUGGCCGUUGAAUGCAGGCGGCUUGAUAAACUGGAGGAAGCAAUCACUCGAUCUGACAAUCUUCAUGGAGCUCUUUCUUACUGCAUAAAUCUAUCUCAUCAAUAUGUUGGCCAUCGUGAAUAUCGCUGUGAGAUUCUUCGUUGUCUUGUAAAAAUCUACCAGACAUUGUCAGAUCCGGAUUAUUUAAGCAUUUGCCAGUGUCUCAUGUUUCUGGAUGAGCAUGAGACUGUUGCAAAUAUCUUGUACACGCUGUUCUCUGGAAGCACGGACGAUACUCUCCUUGCAUACCAAAUUGCUUUUGAUCUUGUUGAAAAUGAAAAUCAGGCUUUUCUCCUGAAUGUGCGGAAUCACCUUGAUACAUUGUGUAUUCCUAAAUCGGCUCUACCAGGUGGUCAAACUGGUAAUGCUACAGAUCCAUCUGGGGAUACCCAGAUGGGAGAUGAUGUUGACAUAAUGAAUGGAAGUCCUCGGGUUGUGGAUCCAAUUGAAGAAGCACGUGCUGAUAGGUUGACAAAAAUUAGGGGGAUAUUGUCAGGGGAGACAUCUAUUCAGCUGACGUUACAGUUUUUAUAUAGCCAUAAUAGGUCUGAUCUUUUGAUCCUGAAGACUAUAAAGCAGGCUUUGGAAAUGAGGAACAGUGUUUGCCAUAGUGCAACUAUAUGUUCCAACGCAAUCAUGCAUGCAGGAACAACAGUUGAUACCUUCCUCAGAGAAAACUUGGAAUGGUUAAGUAGGGCAACCAAUUGGGCUAAGUUCAGUGCCACUGCUGGACUAGGUGUUAUUCAUAGAGGCCACCUUCAGCAAGGCAGAGCUUUGAUGGCUCCCUAUCUGCCACAGGGUGGUGCUGCAGGCGGUGGCAGUCCAUACUCAGAAGGUGGUGCCCUCUAUGCUCUGGGCUUGAUUCAUGCCAACCAUGGAGAGGGAAUCACACAUUUUCUUCGUGAGAGCCUUCGCAAUACUAGUUCUGAGGUAUUAUUUCAGACCAUUGUUAUUUUUUUUUCUUCUGUAACUGUUUCACUUAUUAUUUUUUAUAUAUAUCUGAAUCCAUACCAUAUUAUACAGGUUGUCCAGCAUGGUGCCUGUUUAGGACUUGGGCUUGCCGGUUUAGGCACAGCUGAUGAGGAAAUAUUCGAGGACAUCAAGAAUGUUCUCUACACAGACAGUGCUGUGGCUAGUGAGGCAGCUGGUAUUGGUCUGGGCUUGCUUAUGGUUGGAACAGCCACUGAGAAGGCUGGAGAAAUGCUUGCCUAUGCACAUGAUACACAACAUGAGAAGAUUAUUAGGGGCUUGGCACUUGGAAUUGCAUUGACAGUGUAUGGAAGGGAAGAGGAAGCUGACACUUUGAUUGAACAAAUGACUAGAGAUCAAGAUCCCAUACUUCGCUAUGGUGGUAUGUAUGCAUUGGCUCUAGCAUACAGGGGAACCGCAAAUAACAAAGCUAUCCACCAGCUUUUGCAUUUUGCUGUGUCGGAUGUGAACGAUGAUGUGCGGAGGACCGCAGUAUUGGCUCUUGGCUUCGUCCUGUACAAUGAACCUGAGCAGACUCCCAGAAUUGUGUCCCUGCUCUCUGAGUCAUACAAUCCACAUGUCCGCUAUGGUGCAGCUCUAGCGGUCGGAAUCUCCUGUGCAGGAACAGGGUUAAACGAUGCAAUCUCCUUGCUGGAGCCUCUUACUUCUGAUGUUGUGGACUUUGUGCGUCAGGGCGCCCUCAUUGCAAUGGCAAUGGUCAUGAUCCAGACUAAUGAAUCGUAUGACCCUCGUGUUGGAACAUUCAGGCGUCAGUUGGAAAAAAUCGUUCUUGACAAACAUGAGGACACCAUGAGUAAGAUGGGUGCCAUACUGGCUUCUGGCAUCCUCGAUGCCGGUGGUAGGAACGUCACCAUCAAGCUCAAGUCGAGGUCAAAGCAUGACAAGCUCACUGCUGUUGUUGGCCUGGCUGUUUUCACACAGUUCUGGUACUGGUACCCGCUCACCUACUUCAUCAGCUUGGCCUUCUCUCCAACAGCCAUCAUUGGCCUGAACUCUGAUCUGCAAAUGCCAAAGCUCGAGUUUCUGUCGAAUGCUAAACCAUCACUCUUCGAUUACCCCAAGCCAACAACUCAGCAAACUGCAACUGCAACAGUUAAGCUGCCGACAGCCAUUUUGUCAACCUAUGCCAAGGCAAAAUCUAGGGCUUCGAAGAAGGACGCGGAGAAAGCUCAGGAGAAGGCAGAGGCAGCCGAGGGAAAGGCAGAGGCCCCACCCAGCGAAGACGCUUCUACGUCCAUGCAGGUUGACGGUGUUGCUGCGGAGAAGAAGGCGCCUGAACCAGAACCGACGUUCCAGAUCCUGGCAAACCCAGCCAGGGUUCUCCCUGCCCAGGAGAAGUUCAUAAAGUUCCUGGAGAGCAGCCGAUACGAGCCUGUGAAGGGUGCUCCCUCUGGGUUCGUCCUCCUGCGGGACCUCAGGCCAGAAGAUGCCGAGGAACUAGUCCUCGCUGACACCCCCUCGACAGUGGCGACGAAUGUCAGCGGCACUGCAGCUGCUAGCCCGGCCGUCGAGGAGGAGCCCCAGCCGCCCCAGCCUUUUGAGUACAGCCCGUGAUGUUGACUGAUGGAUUGAUUCACCCCCCCAUGAAAUGUUUGGGUUGUUUGUAAUUGUUGGCAGGAACUGAAUGUUUUGUUACGGCUAAUUCAUUUCUUUCAGUCGUUACAGGAAUGUCUUUGUAUAAUUCCUUUUGCUCUCCCAUCAUUUAGUGCAUUGGAAAUUCGGAAUUUUUGCUGUUUGAUUCUUUGUGUCGACACCGUGGGGCUGGACUAAAUAGAAUUUCACUUUGUUCUA
This is a messenger RNA of Lolium rigidum, 3306 nucleotides long. RefSeq names its product 26S proteasome non-ATPase regulatory subunit 1 homolog A-like. Lineage: Eukaryota; Viridiplantae; Streptophyta; Magnoliopsida; Poales; Poaceae. Gene Ontology annotation, cellular component: proteasome storage granule; nucleus; proteasome complex. The record is from RefSeq and is a predicted model, not a curated record. The transcript is spliced from 11 exons. Gene Ontology annotation, biological process: proteasome-mediated ubiquitin-dependent protein catabolic process; regulation of protein catabolic process. Gene Ontology annotation, molecular function: enzyme regulator activity. The coding region runs from base 16 to 3069 and encodes 1017 amino acids.